Centruroides sculpturatus (bark scorpion) is the source of this 520-nucleotide messenger RNA. Its product is annotated as electron transfer flavoprotein subunit beta-like. The transcript has 3 exons. NCBI's taxonomy places the organism in Eukaryota, Metazoa, Arthropoda, Arachnida, Scorpiones, Buthidae. Gene Ontology annotation, molecular function: electron transfer activity. Gene Ontology annotation, cellular component: cytosol. The record is from RefSeq and is a predicted model, not a curated record. The coding region runs from base 1 to 390 and encodes 129 amino acids.
AUGGCAGAGAGCAGCAAUUUUAUUUAUGAUUACUUAAUUAAAAACUUUCUUAAUUUUCAGGCAACAUUUGCAUCAAAAAUAGAAAUAGAAAAUGGCAAAAUGAAAGUCACAAGAGAAAUUGAUGGAGGUCUAGAAAAUAUAACCGUAACGCUUCCGGCAGUCUUGAGUGCCGAUCUUAGACUCAACGAGCCUCGAUACGCCACUCUUCCAAAUAUAAUGAAAGCAAAAAAGAAGCCUCUGGAUAAGAAAAAACCUUCAGAUUUGGGAGUGGAUAUAACUCCCAGAAUCGACAUUAUAUCAGUGGAAGACCCUCCCGUAAGAGAAGCUGGAGCUAAGGUGGAGUCCGUUGAUGAAUUAUUAGCAAAACUUAAAGAAUUUGGAAGAAUAUGAUGAUGGUGAAAAUGAGAUAGAUUAUCAAUAUAAUGUUAUCCAUAAUUUGAUUAUUAAGGUACCAAAUGUUUUGAAUAUAGCUAACUCAAAUUGUGAAAUUUUUUUGUAAUAAAAUCAUUUACAAAAGAAG